AGAAGCUGAGAGGCGGGUGUGGCAUAUAGAGUAACAGCUAGGCCCUGGUCCGGGAGUGACUAAGGUUAAGUCGAUGCGACUUGACAGACUGAGGGGUCGUGCCUAAGGUUCGGAGAUUGGAUCUGCGCAGAGGAGUUUCUAUCCAUAAAUAUUCCAAAUGGAUCCUGGUGGUCAGGACCUGCUAGCUUUGGAUCCUGGUGAUCAGGACCUGCUAGCUUUGGAUCCUGGUGAUCAGGACCUGCUGGGCUUCCUGCUAGAGGAAAGUGGAGAUUUGUGGGCUGCGACUGAGCAGGACAUAGAGACUCCCCUGGACUUGGAGCUGUCGCCUUCCGAGAACUCCGUGCAAGAAUUGAGCGACUGGGAGGUAGAGGAUUUACUGAGCUCUCUGCUCAGUCCCUCGUCAUCGCCGGAUGUUCUCAACUCUUCUAGUUCUUCUAUUCUCCAUGAUCACAACUAUUCCCUUCCACAGGAGCACGUCUCCAUAGAUCUAGAUCCUGGGAGCUUUGAAAAGGAGGGGUUCCGCAUGAAUCCAUUGCGUGUGGAGGAGACAGCAGCAGAGCAGGAACUUUCUACACUGAUACUGACGGAGGAAGAGAAAAGGCUUUUGGAGAAGGAGGGGCUCACUCUGCCCUCAACACUUCCUCUCACUAAGGUGGAGGAACAAGUUCUAAAACGAGUACGGAGGAAGAUUCGUAACAAGAGAGCAGCUCAAGAAAGCCGCAAGAAGAAGAAGGUGUAUGUAGUGGGGCUAGAGAGCAGGGUCUUGAAAUACACAGCCCAGAAUCAGGAGCUUCAGAACAAGGUGCAGCAUCUGGAGGAACAGAAUCUGUCCCUUCUAGAUCAGCUGAGGAAACUUCAGGCCAUGGUGACUGAGAUAGCAAACAAAACCAGCAGUGGCAGCACUUGCGUUCUGGUCCUCCUGCUGUCCUUCUGCCUUCUUCUGGUACCUGCUAUGUACUCCUCUGAUGUGAGGGGGAGUGUGCCCGCUGAGUAUGUUGUGUUGCACCGCAAGCUUCGUGCCCUGCCCAGCGAGGACCAGCAUCAGCCGAAGCUGUCUGCCCUACAGCCAGAGCUACCAAUGGGCAGCACAAACCAGUUGGAGAGCUCAGAACAUACAUUCCUGGCCCCCAGCAAUGUUUCCUGCCUGAACCACAUGGCUCAAACAGAGCAACCCCCGCACUGGCCACUCCUUGAUCUUUCUUCAGAGAUGCCCUUCUCAGGCUCCGACCUUCUCCUGCAAGCAAAUCUUACAGAAAGUGGAGGAUGGCUCUCUACCCACAGCCCUUCUUCGAUCAUCUUACAGGGCAGGUAUUCAGGUUAGGUGUGAGGAUAUGGGGUGUCCUCAGCCCAAGGACUCCUGUCUGUAUUCACAUAAAAAGGAGUAGGGGAGAGCCAGCCUUUGCUCACGGGCCUGUUAGGAUGCCCAGGAACUCACCACACUAACUAGUUGUAUGAGCAUUUUAUUUAUACCCAUGUGUAUCUGUUGUCCCAUGAAUAGAUUUGGAGAAAUUUACUGGCCUUGAAUACUUCAUCCACAGAAGGAAUGGGAAGGAUAAGAAAUAAAUAAGUGGUUCCUCAGCCCCUUCUUACUGGCACAGCGGGGUAGGAAGAGGAGGGGCAUGAUUGUCCUAUUGGCUCAGGGCUGCAGGACUUGUGGGAAGAGGCAGGGAAGCCCCGUGCGGAGGCUGGGCCUCCACAGCUCAGUGGGAUCGCUCUGGACGUAGGUUUACAGUGAUCUCUUUGGUCCGCAUUCAGGCUGUGCUGGGUGCUGUGCCUUGUGUGACUGCUGGCCGGCUGCUGUUCUUUUUAUGCUGCUGCUGUUGAAGGGCCAGCUGCAUGGCCCAGAUGCUCAGGGGCCGCAUGUAGGCCAGGGAGCGGAACACUCGCUGCUGGCAGUAUGCCUCUGGGGUCUGGAAAGCCAGGCCCAGGCGUUCCCAUACAGUGCGGUAACAGCCUUCAGCUGUCCGGAAACCUUCCCAAGUCAGGCCCUGUAGGGAGAGGUAGAAGCCACACAUAAUAGCUAGUUCUCAGCACAAUUUCCUUAGCAGAUAAGGCAGUAAGCUGUUUGCCCUAAAGGCAAGAACUUAAAAGGCAAGAGGUGGAAGGCAUAUCCGGGAAGAGGGAGCUCUGUGGAUGGGUAAGAUGGCAUUAGGUGGGGUUGGGGAUUUAGCUCAGCGGUAGAGCACUUGCCUAGCAAGCGCAAGGCCCUGGGUUCGGUCCCCAGCUCCGGAGGGGGGGGGGGGAGAUGGCAUUAGGUGUUCUUGGAAUAAACUGAAUGGCUGAGGAAG
Rattus norvegicus (Norway rat) is the source of this 2288-nucleotide messenger RNA. RefSeq names its product cAMP responsive element binding protein 3 (gene Creb3). Lineage: Eukaryota; Metazoa; Chordata; Mammalia; Rodentia; Muridae. The record is from RefSeq and is marked validated. Gene Ontology annotation, molecular function: DNA-binding transcription factor activity; sequence-specific double-stranded DNA binding; DNA-binding transcription factor activity, RNA polymerase II-specific. Gene Ontology annotation, cellular component: nucleus; RNA polymerase II transcription regulator complex; cytosol. Gene Ontology annotation, biological process: positive regulation of monocyte chemotaxis; regulation of DNA-templated transcription; positive regulation of transcription by RNA polymerase II.